Molecule: messenger RNA, 1572 nt
Organism: Sabethes cyaneus
Lineage: Eukaryota; Metazoa; Arthropoda; Insecta; Diptera; Culicidae
Product: obg-like ATPase 1
Exons: 6
Coding region: 134-1333 (399 amino acids)
Cellular component (GO): cytoplasm
Molecular function (GO): ATP binding; ATP hydrolysis activity; GTP binding
Source: RefSeq, a predicted model, not a curated record
AUAGACCGUCCACGUUUGUUUCCUUUUCCUUGGAAAAAGUGCCGAAAAGUUCCACCGGUGGCUGUUUGUUUAAAGUUUUAUUACUCCCGGUAGUUUUUUUUGGCGGUGUAAACCUAAUCACAACCGAGCAACCAUGCCUCCGAAGAAGAUCCUUGAACCGGAAGUAAAACCACUGAUUGGCCGCAUCGGUACCAAUCUGCGCAUCGGUAUUGUUGGAGUGCCGAAUGUCGGCAAAUCAACCUUUUUCAACGUGCUGACCAAGAGUGCUGCACCGGCGGAAAACUUUCCCUUCUGUACCAUCGAUCCGAACGAGAACAGAGUUCCUGUGCCUGAUGCGCGGUUCGAUUACUUGUGCGAGUAUCACAAACCGGCAAGUAAAGUGCCAGCCUACCUCAACGUGGUGGAUAUUGCCGGUCUAGUGAAGGGAGCAGCCGAAGGACAGGGUCUAGGCAAUGCGUUCUUGUCACAUAUAAACGCAUGUGAUGCGAUCUUUCAUUUAUGCCGUGCUUUCGACGAUCCGGACGUAACGCACGUCGAAGGCGAGGUUGAUCCAGUGCGCGACCUGUCCAUCAUUGCCGAGGAACUGCGGCUUAAAGACGAAGAGAAGCUGAUGAUAAAUCUGGACAAAAUGGAGAAACUGGUGACCCGAGGCGGAGACAAAAAGAGCAAACCGGAAUAUGAAACUUUACUCAAAGUCAAGGAAGUCCUGGUGGAUGAAAAAAAGCACAUCCGAUUCGCCGACUGGAGCGCACACGACAUUGAGGUGUUGAAUAAAUAUCUCUUUUUGACGUCCAAGCCGUGUAUCUAUCUGGCCAAUCUCUCGGAGAAGGACUUCAUUCGAAAGAAGAACAAGUGGCUACCGAAGAUCAAGGAGUGGAUCGAUAAGAACGAUCCCGGUUCGUCACUUAUUCCAUUUUCCGGCCUCUUUGAGCACAAACUGGCCGAGUUCGAAACGGAAGCGGAACAAAAAGCAUACGAAGAGGAAACCAAGUGUACCUCGAUGUUGGAUCGAAUCAUUACGACUGGAUACAAGGCGCUGCAUCUGGAGUACUUCUUCACGGCCGGUCCAGAUGAGGUUAAGGCAUGGACAAUCCAGAAAGGAACCAAAGCUCCGCAAGCGGCCGGCCGUAUACAUACCGACUUCGAGAAAGGCUUCAUCAUGGCCGAAGUGAUGCACUACAAUGACUUCAAAGAGGAAGGAAGUGAAGCAGGUGCCAAGGCUGCUGGCAAGUAUCGGCAACAGGGCCGGAACUAUGUCGUCGAAGAUGGGGAUAUUAUAUUUUUCAAAUUCAACGCCGGUGCCGGGCUGAAGGAUGCUGCCAAGAAGAAGUGAUACCAGCAGUUUGCCACGGUCAUCAUUGUGUUUCUCUAUCUCAACAUGAUACUGUACUCGCAGAUAUUUCUUCCGCAGCGGCAGUAGGUAAUACAGUAACAACUCGUUUCCUCAAGAUCGAAACUAGUGCAGACAUAUUCGGUAUCUUCAGCAAAAUCCACCCUGCAAGACAUUGAUUAGUACCAAUACACCCUCAUAUGCUUGUCUUGUUGGAAACAAAAUAAACUAAUAAAUUAUUU